Messenger RNA from Sitophilus oryzae (rice weevil), 2099 nucleotides. It is a transcript of the gene Fkbp39, whose product is annotated as 46 kDa FK506-binding nuclear protein. The record is from RefSeq and is a predicted model, not a curated record. The coding region runs from base 436 to 1479 and encodes 347 amino acids. Gene Ontology annotation, molecular function: peptidyl-prolyl cis-trans isomerase activity; macrolide binding. Lineage: Eukaryota; Metazoa; Arthropoda; Insecta; Coleoptera; Curculionidae. The transcript is spliced from 8 exons. Gene Ontology annotation, cellular component: chromatin; nucleolus.
AUCCAUAUUAUCAUCCAUAUUGUGAUCCAUAUCAAUACUUAACCAAAGAGACAACGUUAGAGGUGGUUAGAGAGAGCAAAAUCAAUAAACUUAUUAAACUCUAAAUAAAUAACGCAUCCAGAGCUAUAAACUUAUAAAUUCUAAAUUGUAGUUUUUUAUCUCUUUACUUGUUUUUUUAAGCAUUUUUGCAACGUUGCCAUGUGAUUUAUUCAUGGCAGGAAUUUUUUUCAGGAUUUAAAAUCCAUUUUUUAACCUCUUUCUCUUUGACGUUUUAAAUUCCUUCCUGCAAAACGUUUUCCCUCCAAACAGUUUAAUGCCGGCAAUUAGGAAGUUUUAAGUUUGAAUAUAGUGUGUGCUAAUAAGAGUUUUUAAAUUGUCUUUUACUUUUUAAUUUAUUGUAUUUUAAUAUAUAAGUAUACAAGCAACCGACACAAAAUGUUUUGGGGUCUUAUUAUGGAGCCUUCAAGGCGUUACACUCAAAGAACAGGGAAAUCUUUUCGAGUUACAAUGGCGGCGUUGGAUUUCUCCACAUCGGACGAUGAACCAGCUCAAGUUAUGUGCCACUAUGAAGGCAGAACUUAUUUAUUGUGUACUUUGAGGAAACCGGAUCUUUUGCAAUGUCCUUUAGACUUGGAAUUUACUAUGGGCUCAGAAGUAUGCUUCGCUGGUAAUGGUAAUGCCCACAUCCAUCUCACUGGGCACUUAAUAGACGAAGAGGCACCAACACUUGCUUAUCUAGAAGAGGAAGAGCGAGCGACUCUUGGACGCGGUUGGGUAUCAAAUAAACUCGGGUCUUCACAGGCUGAAAAGAAAAAAUCGGGAAAGAGACACGAGAGCGAGCCACCUUCGAAAAAAGCCAAGCUUACGAAUGGAUCUGCAGAAGAAGAAGAAGAUGAAUCUGACGAUCCAGAUUUUGAAGAAGAGGAACCUGAGAACGAAGAGGAUGAUGACGAUGAAGCAGAGGGAGAAGAAGAUGAAGAUGAUGAAUCAAAUGAUGAAAAUGAAGACGAACAAGAUGAAUCUGAUGCUGGCGAAGAGGAAGAAGAAAAUGAGAAACAAAAUGAAAAUGUGAGAAAGAAGUCGAACCUGAGAGCUGAAGAUCAGGAACUAAACAAGAAGGGACAACCGAAAACGAAACAGAAGAAAACUUUAGAAAAAGGUGUUAUAAUAGAGGAACUGGUCGAAGGCACUGGCCCAGUUGCUAAAUCAGGCCGUUUAAUAAGUGUAUACUAUGAAGGCAGGUUGGAAAAAAAUAACAAACAAUUUGACUCUAUGCUGAAAGGUCCCGGUUUCAAAUUUCGGUUAGGAGGUAACGAAGUCAUCAAAGGUUGGGAUAUUGGUGUGGCAGGCAUGAAAGUUGGUGGAAAACGUAAAGUUAUAUGCCCCCCACAAGUUGCUUAUGGUCCAAAAGGGUCACCUCCAGCAAUUCCUCCGAACUCAACAUUAGUUUUUACAAUAGAAUUGAAGAAGGUUCAGUAAUUAUAUGUAUUUUAUUAAAUUAGCAUAUAACGUAUAAAUCUGUUCUUACCUUUUAAAGUCUUUUUUUAUACUAUGAGGUCACAUUGAUCAACUCAAUAUCUAUUAUACAUAAAAUGUUUUUGGAUAAAUGAAACCACUUGUUUGUGUUUACUGUUUGUAUAUUGUGUUUGAGAAAUCACUUGUUAUUUUUUUACUAUUACUAAGUGAGUGUUAGAGUUGCACUGAAUAUUCGGCAAACUAUACUAUUAUAAUGUAUCACCAUAUGAUUACAUGCGUGAUAAAUAUGAAUUUUGUGUUACUAUCAACUCAUUUCACAUCUUGUUAGUCUUAAAUAAGAAAUAGAAGUUAAUUUAUAUCAUUUAUAUAUUUUCAAAUAUAUUAAUAAUAUAUAUAAACGAUAAACAUAAAAAUGACUUGAAUUUAACACAAAAUUCAUAUGUUAUCUGUGAUAAUUUGCAAGAACCACACCACUAUUACACUCUACCAAAUAGUUGCCGAAUAUUCGCUGCUUCUCUAGUUUAUAUGGAACUAUUUGAUGUACCGGUUAUUACUUAGACUAAUUUUAAAACUGUAUUAAAAUUUUGUAAAUGUUUAUAAUAAAUUAUUUUUCCCUUGUCGAA